CCUCCAAGAGCGCAAUAACCCCGCACAUCAUCUUCCUACGCUUCUAUCCCCCAUUAUCCCUCAAUAGAUUCCGCGAUCCGCCAAUCUGGAGAGAUGGCUCCGACCAAUCUGUCUCAUAGGCAGACACAUAAUUUGCUCCUCAUCUCCAAACUCCUUAAUCUGAGAGAUACUGCGUCACCGUUUACCCUGCUCCUGGACUCCCUAGAACAGCCCGCCACCCCUCUACUCAAGGAAUACAUUCGACGCGCAAACCUAUCUAAAGCCCAUGUUACUUAUAUUGCUUUUGAAUCACUGAGGGCGCCACGGGGGGUGGAUGCAUUCAUAUCCACGCGGGGGAAGAACCCGGCGGAUAUCAUCAAGGAAGUUAGCUCGGCUCAUCAGGCGGCCUCCUCCAGCUCACGUCGGCGUCUCAUCAUAAUCGACGCGAUCAACCCCCUUAUUCACUCCAAGCGAACCGAUGCGCAGUUCCACCUUUCGACCUUCCUGAGCUCCUUCCUGAUGCCCCAGAGUGCUUCGGCAUCCAAGAUUGAGACUUCACUCGUCGUGACCUUCCACCAGGAUGUCCCAAGCCCCCCUACUUCCUCACCCUACGCUCCCUCUCCAUUUUCCAUGUUGACCUAUCUCGCCACAACUGUCAUCCGACUUCACUCGCUUUCGCACAUCCUCUCUCAGAAGGCUGCUCGGGAUCGCAGCCUCGCAGCGCCUUUCUUCGGCCUUGAGGAGGAGCAGGACGGGGUUCUCAUUGGAAAAGUGGACAAGCACGGAGGAAACGCGUCAGCGGAGGGAUUGGUUUUAGAAAUGGAACAUCGUCGCAAAAGCGGCCGCGGCGUGCUGGAAUGGUAUUACCUUCCACCUGCCUCUCAAUACCCGCCACAGCAAGUCAAGGAGAUUGUUACACUUCUUGACGACCACCCGCUGUACCGUCCUCCCGAGGAACCGGACACCGGAGCCGGUGAAGAGGAGCCCGAAUCGACGUUUGAAUUGCGUCUCACCGACAAGCAGAGAAAGGACAGAGAAGGGGUGGUUCUGCCAUACUUUGAUGCGCAGAAGGGCAACGGUCCUGGUGAGGGUGGACGUAUCCUAUACGACAUGGGAGAGGAAGACGAUUUUGAUGAGGAAGAGGAUGAAAUCUAGAUGCUCUAAAUGCGAGAGCCAUCCAUGGGAGAAUGAUGCGAAAGCUGGUUGUUCCCCACAGCGAAUUGACCUGCUUAUUACUUAUAGCAGCACUUUGGCUCUGCGGUGGCUCCGAUGCGAAGAUGA
Aspergillus steynii IBT 23096 is the source of this 1260-nucleotide messenger RNA. Its product is annotated as Elongator subunit IKI1. Gene Ontology annotation, biological process: tRNA wobble uridine modification. Gene Ontology annotation, molecular function: tRNA binding. The coding region runs from base 94 to 1134 and encodes 346 amino acids. Lineage: Eukaryota; Fungi; Ascomycota; Eurotiomycetes; Eurotiales; Aspergillaceae. The transcript has 3 exons. The record is from RefSeq and is a predicted model, not a curated record. Gene Ontology annotation, cellular component: elongator holoenzyme complex; cytosol; nucleus.